This is a messenger RNA of Branchiostoma floridae (Florida lancelet), 614 nucleotides long. RefSeq lists its product as uncharacterized. The record is from RefSeq and is a predicted model, not a curated record. Gene Ontology annotation, cellular component: membrane. The transcript has 3 exons. Bases 1 to 429 code for a protein of 142 amino acids. NCBI's taxonomy places the organism in Eukaryota, Metazoa, Chordata, Leptocardii, Amphioxiformes, Branchiostomatidae.
AUGAACCCCUCUCGCCAAGUUGAUCUGUCUUUACUACCAUUCCCCAGAUCCGCGCGCUCCACCCCCCGGAGCUGGCUGUCCGGCGUGCAGUGUGCAGGGACGGAAACCUCCAUCCUGGCGUGCCCGAACUCCGGCUGGCAGCUGGCACCGUGUGACGGCGCGGGGGUCAUCUGCAUCGACACCGUCGUCCCGGCAACCACCGCGUCAUCACCCAUCACGGACAGCAACAACCCUGCAUCAUCACCUGCUGUUACCAUGGCAACCCCUCCGGCGUCAACGCCCGACAGCUGUGACCAAGCGCCAAACACACCUGUCACGUACGGCACAGGUGUUCUGGUGGGGACCGCGGUGGCGAUGCUCGUGUGCGGCGCAGUCAUCGGGAAUGGAGUCGGGUUCUUAGUGAGGAGGCGGCUGCCGCAGCUGAUGUAGCAAACUCUGUGGCAGGUCCACUGUUGGGGUUACAGACACCUGUUCUGCACACCUACACAGGUGCAAACUCACCUGCACUAGACAGGUUCUACCUGCACAACUCUGAUGGAAGAGGUCCUGGAGAUUUUAGGAACUAUGACUGAACUUAUUAAAUAUUUAGAUAUGGGGCAAAUCAUGUUUGUAUG